Neurospora tetraspora is the source of this 1617-nucleotide messenger RNA. RefSeq lists its product as uncharacterized. The record is from RefSeq and is a predicted model, not a curated record. NCBI's taxonomy places the organism in Eukaryota, Fungi, Ascomycota, Sordariomycetes, Sordariales, Sordariaceae. The coding region runs from base 220 to 1230 and encodes 336 amino acids. Gene Ontology annotation, cellular component: membrane. The transcript has 3 exons.
GGCUUGGCAUGCAUGGGAGCUGCUUCCGCCUGACGGGAUGACGACGCGAGCGUGUUGUCCAUCUCUUCUCCAUCGCUCCAUCACCACACCGACUUCUACCAUCUGAUUUAAACAUAAAAGAGAGUUAUCGCGACCGUUGCCUACGAGGUCAGAAAGUCAUCGAUUAUCCUCGAUUUAUUUCCGAGUUUAACCCAUUGUUCCAUCUACCGAGCCUUCACCAUGGAGUCCUUCCUGCAGGGGGACGUCUGCCAGGACCUCCGCGAGAUAAGUGUCGUCAACCUAAUAGUUUCCAUUGUCCUUGUCAUUGGCAUGCUCAUCAGCUACCUGCCACAACAUGCUCGCAUCAUCUCAAGAGGCACAUCGGAAGGGAUAUCGCCCUACUUCGUUCUGCUGGGGACAACAUCGGCAACUUCUGCGUUUGCCAACAUCCUCCUGUUGCCCAAGUCUCGCCAGGAUAUCGCUUGCUGCAAAGAGAUUGAGACUUUCCACUGCGUAGCUGGCCUACUCGGUAUCGCGCAACUGGGAGUUCAAUGGUUAUGCUUUACGUUUAUUUUUGUUCUCUUUUUGGUUUUCUUCCGAUACAACCCCGUCGAGGACCCAGACAACGAGGCGGCGCUUGUCGAAGAACAGCCUAGGUGGCAGACGGCUCUACUGGUGGCAUCUCUCACCCUGCUGCACGGCCUGGCAGUCAUUGUCGUCACGGGUAUUCUGAGCACCAUCGCCCACGACAAGCUCGCCAUCUGGGCAAACGUGCUCGGCGUCAUGGCCGCUCUUCUCGCCGCUGUCCAGUACAUCCCUCAGAUCUGGACCACCUACCACCUCAAGCACGUCGGCAGCCUGAGCAUCCCAAUGAUGUGCAUCCAGACCCCGGGCGGAUUCGUCUUCGCAGGCAGCCUGUUUGCGCGGCUAGGUUGGGCUGGAUGGAGCUCAUGGGGCAUUUUUGUGUUGACCGCGACGAUGCAAGGCUUGCUGCUUUACAUGGCCAUCUACUACGAGAUCCAGGCGCGCAAGGAGCUGUCUAAGACGCCGCUCGGGACCCAGACGCCUUCGCAUCUGUAUGCUAAUGGCUUCGAUGACGACACGCCUGGUCGGUUCACCUCGCAUCCUGAACACUAUGCGAAUAGCCAGGAACAGUUGCAGGCUAUUAUGGACCGGCAGGAUAGUGAUGCUGCUGCUGAGACUACCCCAUUGCUCAAGUCAGGCGGGAUUGGUAACUCGGGCUCGAAUUAGGAUGGAACCCAGCCUUGAUUUAGUCGGUGGGCGAUGAAGACUUUGACGAAUGCGUCGGAGCCAUGAUUCUGUCAGGGACCCAUUCCUUGUUUCUUCACGUCGGUUUCACUCAUGUGCAUAAAGGCGUUGACUGCUCGGGACAGACGGAUGGAGCUGUUUUGUUGGUAAUUCACUUUAGCGUUCGAGCUUGAUGAUUGUUUGAUAUAUGAAGAUAUACCCAUGAAUGCCCCGUGGACCUCCAUUCACACUCUCACUGGUAUGUAGCUUUACACAUCACUGUGGCUGACCACCCCGAUGUAUGGUUCUCGGUAUGGGGUGAGUAUAUGCUUCCAUUCAUUACAAAGAGGGCAGUGUAGCGUGAUGUCUGAGUUCGACGCCUGUCCCAAC